AUGAGCAGAUCUAAGCUACGCAAAGGAACUUCCAUAUUUCUCCGCUACUUGCCGGAGUUGGCAUCUAAGGCCUGUAAGCACAAAUGCUUCCUCUUCAGCAGUGCAGACAUGAUUGAGUAUUUCGGAGUCAACCUAAACUCAGUCCUCCUCGAUAUCCGCUUUAUUGUGGAAGAAGAACAAAUGGACUAUCUGCUCCUCUGCCCUCCUAAAUGCUCUAUUCAGUAG
Dibothriocephalus latus is the source of this 225-nucleotide messenger RNA. NCBI's taxonomy places the organism in Eukaryota, Metazoa, Platyhelminthes, Cestoda, Diphyllobothriidea, Diphyllobothriidae. The record is from the annotation of a GenBank genome assembly.